Messenger RNA from Lymnaea stagnalis (great pond snail), 2334 nucleotides. NCBI's taxonomy places the organism in Eukaryota, Metazoa, Mollusca, Gastropoda, Lymnaeidae. The record is from the annotation of a GenBank genome assembly.
AAAUUGUACUCAUGCUGGGAAUGUGAUUUCCACACACAGAGCCCCAGUGAGUUCAGCCGUCACAUGGGAUCCAGUCAUAACAUACAGAAACCAUUUUGCUGCAAACUUUGUCCGUACACAUCCAAACGAGUAGACGACCUGAAGACUCACACGAUCACACAUGAGGAUGGCACGAUAAGAUCGUGUGGGAUGUGUGACUACACGUGCAAGCGUGUGCCCGCCCUCAGGAAACACCUGCGUAAACACACGGAUGUUAUUUUGUUUUCUUGCAGUCUGUGUGGUUUUGGGUGUAACUUUGAGCCAGACCUCAGGUCGCACAUGCUACACGCUCACGACAAGAACAAGUGCCUCACAUGCAGGGUUUGCCAAAGUUCUUUUCAGUUUGCUGCCCACUACAAACAUCACAUGUUGAGCCAGCAUGAUAUUGAAAAUGCUUUUCUUUGUCCACAUUGUGAAUACUCAACAAAUGUGUGGAAUAACUUCAGGGCUCAUAGACUUAAACACAUGUCCAAACAGAUACGGAUACGCAAACAGUUUGACACUGGACACUUAAUAAGACCAGAGCCGAAAACUCAUUUAGGAACAUUUGGAAACAACAAAUCCCUAGAUGGCUCAGAACUUGACCGCCCCAAGAAACGUCAAAAUCAAAAUUGCAAAACUGAACACUAUUUCCUGUGUCAUGUGUGUCAGAGAAAGUACAAACAUGCUUCUAGUCUCUGCAAACAUAUUUCCCUAGUUCACAAAGCUACAGCCAAGAAGCAGUUGUGUUCCAUGUGCUCUUACAAAACAUCGACCGUUGCUCUACUGAAAAGACACUUGCUGACUCACGGGAUUGGGAAACGGUUCCAGUGCACAGUUUGCCAGUUUGGAUGUAACCACAGAGAAGUUUUAAAUAAUCAUUUAUUGUUACAUAACAGCAUAAUUAAUUGUCAUGAUGCUAAGCUGCUCGAGCCAGUUUCAAGUAAAAGUAAAGACAUGAAGCCAAGUGAAAGUAAAGACAUACAACAACAAACUCAAACUGAAUGUUCCAGAUUUAUGCUUUCACUCAAACCAUCUGUAUCUAAAAUUGAUUUUUCUAGACAUACCUGCACACUUUGCGAUCACAGAUUUAGAAAUGCUUCGAGCUUAAACAAACAUUUGUUGCGUCAUAAAAAAUUUCAGAACUUAAACCAAUUCCGGUGCUCGGUUUGUUCAUUCAAGUGCCUGAGGCCUCACGAAUUGAAGCUUCACACGUUCACUCACACUGGGGAGACUCCUUACUCAUGCAGUGAAUGUGACUUUCAGUGCAGUAAACCUUACACACUGAAAUACCACAAACAGAAACAUCACUCAGAACUAACCACUGGGUGUGAAUCAUUCACUUGCUCUCUGUGCCAGUUUGAAUGCAGGUCAAAUCUUCAUCUUCAACAACAUUUGCAGGUCAAACAUUCAGAUGACCUCCAGACUGUCAAACAUUCAGAUAAUCUGCAGCCUGUCAAACAUUCAGAUGACCUACAGCCUUUCAAGUAUUCAAAUCACCUACAGCCUGUCAAACAUUCAGAUGAUCUCCAGCCUGUCAAUCAUUCAGAUAACCUUCUGCCUGUCAAACUUUCAGAUGACCUACAGCCUGUCGAGCAUUCAUAUAACCUUCAGCCUGUCAAUAGCUCAUUGUCUGGUACUAAUGUGUCAACAUCCACUACAUCCAAAGCACUUCAUUUAGACAGUUCUGCUAAUGCUAACAAUAGGCAUUUCAAUCAAAGAUCUCACAGUUCUAAUUCUAGACAGUUUUUUAAAAGAAUUUCACCUCAUGAAUGUGGCGGAAUUAACGCACCAUCGAUCAACAGUUUCAAGUUAUCAUAUAAUGAAUGUGAUUAUUCAACAACUGACAGAAGAAAUCCUACCUCACAUGUUCAGAAACAUGGCUUGAAAAGUUUCCUUUGUCAUUUGUGUAACUACACAUGCAGGAGAGGGAGAGAGUUAAAACGCCAUCUUGUCACACAUGAGCACUCAAAGCCGUUAUCUUGUGACUUGUGCUCAUACUCUUGCAUUCAUCGCUCAAGUCUUCAAGUUCAUAUGCUGAAGCAUAAAGGAGAAAAACCUGUCUGCUGUAAAUUGUGUGAUUUCAAAUGCCGUCAAGCAAGCACUCUUCGUGACCACAUGACAAGACAUUCUGAUGAGAGGAAGUUCAUCUGCGACCAGUGCGGGCAUCAGGCUAAGAGAGCCAUAGCACUCAAGAUCCAUUUGUUGGCUCAUUCUACAGAGAAACCUGUUGCCUGUCCCUUGUGUGAUUUCACUUGCAAAAAUAAGAACUCUCUCAGGUCACACUUGAUAAGUCAUGGGCCUGAAAAUGAUUGA